GCCGGGCUUGUGAAUGUCUGGUCCAAGUACAAGAAGGCCUGGUGUUGUCACCACGAGAAGAAGGGCUGUGCGGAUUCUGUCCCUGCCGGCCAUUUCGACUGCAAUGCCGGCUUCUUUAACUGGCGAAGGGGAUGGUCCCCAGAGAAGCGAGAAUGGUGCUGCGCAAAGGAGAAAAGGGGUUGUCCAGAACACUUCACCUGCAAGCGAUCGAGAGAACCCAAGUGGUCUGGGGCCGAGCGGGACUACUGUUGCCACACCUUUCACUAUGGCUGCAGGACCACAACCGCGCUCCCGGAGGGUGUUGAUUGCAAAGUUGGCUAUGAACACUGGGAGCAUCUAUGGACCGCUGCGAAACAGGAGUGGUGCUGCAACAGCUAUGGACGUGGUUGCCCUGUCUCCGAGCCAUUUGACUGCCAAGCUGGCUUGGCAAACUGGCAUGCUGGUUGGUCUGACAACAAGAAGGCCCACUGCUGCAAGAAGCAUCACCUUGGAUGCGAACAUGGCUCGGAGCAUCUUCCGGCGCACGACUGUAUAGCGGGGUACGGCAACUGGCGUGACUUAUGGUCGGACGGCAAGAAGCAGUACUGCUGCCACAAGUAUGGGCUCGGAUGUGAGGGUGACGACGGCGACGACGCUGAUCACGGCGAUCACGGUGAUCAUGUCAUCACUCAAGAUCGCUUCGAUUGCACGGCAGGGUUUGACAGGUGGCGGAAAGGUUGGUCAGGCAAGAAGAAAAGGUUCUGCUGCAGAAAAUACAAGCUUGGGUGUGAUGUCCCGUUCCAUCAUCAUCCAGAACCCUUUGACUGUGUUGCAGGGUUUGACAAUUGGCGGCGUGGUUGGUCCAGACACAAGAAGGAUUUCUGCUGCCAUAAGUACCAACUCGGAUGCGCACACGGCUACGCGGGCGGCCUGGGCUCGGGCGCCUUGGGCUUGGGUGCCUUUGGCAGCGCCCAUUAUUUUCACGGAAAGCCCGGUGUCUCCGUGGUGACACAUCAUCACCACAUCCAUUACCACGGCUUGAUGAAGUAG
Messenger RNA from Symbiodinium natans, 1029 nucleotides. The record is from the annotation of a GenBank genome assembly. Lineage: Eukaryota; Dinophyceae; Suessiales; Symbiodiniaceae.